Molecule: messenger RNA, 6038 nt
Organism: Kogia breviceps (pygmy sperm whale)
Lineage: Eukaryota; Metazoa; Chordata; Mammalia; Artiodactyla; Physeteridae
Gene: SYNJ2BP
Product: synaptojanin 2 binding protein
Biological process (GO): cell-cell adhesion; embryo development; establishment or maintenance of epithelial cell apical/basal polarity
Cellular component (GO): postsynaptic density membrane; basolateral plasma membrane; neuron projection
Molecular function (GO): protein binding
Source: RefSeq, a predicted model, not a curated record
GGCACUGCACUGUGAGGCAAAGGAAUGGAGGUUAGUAAGGGACGUACUCCGGGGGAGAGACCCUGAGCCACUUAGAUUCGGAAGGCCACGCUGGCCUGUUUGGGUGGGCUUCCAAGCGGGUCGGAGAGUUCAGUCAUGUUCGCCCACGCGGUGAUGCGCGCCCUGCGCAAGAAUAAGACCCUUCGCUACGGAGUUCCCAUGUUGUUGCUGAUUGUUGGGGGUUCUAUUGGUCUUCGUGAGUUUUCACAAAUCCGUUACGAUUCUGCGAAGGUUAAAGUGAGAUAACGCUUCAGAGCGGCAGCCAGAACCACAACUCCCAGCAUUCCUGGCGCUCGCCGCUCUCCUGACUUCCUCUUCCGGUUCGGGGGCUACUGAGACCGAAAGUACGGUUCUGUGGCCACCGACGGGGUGAUUUUCACCUUCGCCUGCGCGAGCCCUCGCUGACCCAGGUUGGGAAGCCAGACAAGAGUAAAAUAUGAACGGAAGAGUGGAUUACUUGGUUACUGAGGAGGAGAUCAAUCUCACUAGAGGACCCUCAGGGCUGGGCUUCAACAUCGUCGGUGGCACAGAUCAGCAGUAUGUCUCCAAUGACAGUGGCAUCUUCGUCAGCCGCAUCAAAGAGAACGGGGCUGCAGCCCUGGAUGGGCGGCUCCAGGAGGGUGAUAAGAUCCUCUCGGUAAACGGCCAAGACCUAAAGAACCUGCUGCACCAGGAUGCCGUAGACCUCUUUCGUAAUGCAGGCUAUGCUGUGUCCCUGAGAGUGCAGCACAGGUUACAGGUGCAGAAUGGGCCUAUAGGACAUCACGGUGAAGGGGAGCCAAGUGGUAUUCCCAUAACUGUGGUGCUGGUGCCAGUGUUUGCCCUCAUCAUGGUAGCAGCCUGGGCCUUCAUGAGAUACCGGCAACGACUUUGAAAAGCUUGCUUUCUUCCAGUGCUCCCAAAGAAGAAGAUACAUUUCUCUCUUUCUCUCACCCUCCUCCCCUGCCAUUCUCCCAUAACUUUCCCUCUCUCUACAUAGCCAACACACAAUUUAAAGAGACUGCUACCCAACCAGAACCUUGCUGCUCGAAAUCUCUAAAUCCUCAUACUCUAGUGGGAGAGUAAAGGCAUUGUUUGAAGGAAAGCUGAAAGAAGGACUUGCUUAGAACAAAUGAAGAGUUAUAUAUUUUACUAGGACCACCAAUAGAAGUUCAGCUGCAGCCCAGAGAGGGAGAGGUCCAGUCUUCCCAUCACCAUGCGUGAUUCCUUUUUCCUUACCUGGCAUGUGUCAAAGAUCAGCUGUAAUAAGAGGAAGAAAGGAUUUUUCUCUUUAAUGAUCUUCGUUGGGAAGUUUUUGUGGCCUUUAUUUAAUUUCUUACUACCUACUUGGGCACCUACUUUGUAUCAAACAAAGGUGAAUGAGGAGAGAAUUUCUACUUUUUUAAAAAAGCAAAUAUAUAUAUAUAUAUAUAUAUAUAUAUAUAUAUAUAUACACAUACACACAUGUAUUCAUAUAUGAUAGUAUAAUAGUGAUACCUUAUGGAGAAUUAAAGAGGUAGAAAGCAACUCUGGUUUCUGGGUUUCUGAUGUAAAAAUUAAGGGAUAAUCUUAAUUGAAGAAUUCGAUACAUAGCAGGAAUGAGAGAGUGAGCCUUAAGAGAGGAUGCAACUAAUUAAAAAUCCUAGAACAAUAGUUCUUCUCAUAAUGGCUGUGGUGAAGUUGAGGUAAAAUGCCAUAAUCCAGCUUUGUGCAAGUCAGUCUGUUUAAAAAACUCGGGAGAUGUAAAUAUAAACCUUACUAAUCUCUGGGCUACCCUAGUGACUGUUUUGGUACCUUACAGACCUGUUAAAAGAUCAGCUGGAAUGACUGUGGUCAGAGCUAUUAAGUAUGGCGAUGGGGCCAAACCAACCCAGUGAAAAAACUCAGGCUAUCUACCGGUCUUUCCUGUUUCUACUAACAGGCAAAACAUGAGAAAGGGACUGAUCCCAGCAGGAUGGGCAUGAAAUCAGCCCUAUUUCAAUUCAGUUAAGUUGAAAGGGUUUGGAUUGCUACUGUUUUUUGAAAGGUUCUGAACGCUGGUUAUGGCUUUUAGUGAAUAAAUCAUUUUGCGGGGAAGGCGAAGAAAAGAGUUUUGUUUGUUUUAGGGGCUAGGGAAGUUUGGUGAAUGUUUCAAGGGGAAACCUUAUGGAUGAAUGGAUGUUAGGGAAUACCAAGGAUAUAAAUGAGGUGGGAACCCUCCUUUUCAUGUGGUAUUGAAGGAUGGUUUUAAAGCACUAAGGAGAGCUGAACCAAGACUAAUUUUCUGGCUUAACGAAAAUCAUUUCCAUCCUCUAAAUAUACUGGCCAGGCUAUAGGCUUUAUAUAAUCUUGACAGCAAGAGUAGGAAGACUUUCCCUCAGGCAGUCAGUUGUGCCCAAUUUUUAGCAUGGAUGAUCUAGUAAGAAUUUUAUAAAUGUUGAUUGGACAUCAGCUUUGUUAUGACUUUUACAAAGAAGCAAAAUACAUAGCCACCAUCCCUAAAGGGUUUUUUUUUUUUUUUUUGGUUCCAGUUGGGAAGAGAACACCUUUACACAUAAAAUAAUAUACAGUUACCUCCAUAGGCAGGGCAAUGUAAGUUAGUGUCAAAUUUAUAUUGCAAACCAAAGGGAACGGUUACUGAGAAUAGAGACACUUGAGAAAGUUCCAUGGAGGAAGGGGACAAGUUAAGGACCCUUGCGGAGCUCACAGUCAAGAGAAUUCAUAAAUAGGUGAGAAGUUAAAAUUUUAUCAUCAGGUUAAGUAAUAGUUGAGAACAAUAAUAAAAGAAAUGGGUACUUUUCAGAGUAUGAUGCAGCUACAAAGACAUGCAGACACAUUUUCUUUUUUCUUUUUUCUCUUUUUUUUUUUUUAGGAAUUCAGAAAAAGAAAGCUGUCACAUAAUGGCAUCAGGCCAGAGUGGAAAGGGAAGGCUUUUAAAAAUAAAAACCCCAGUUAAGACCUUGCCUCUGGGUCACCUAUUGGUAUAAGAAGAAACUUGCUGUAAACAAUCCUAAGAGGAUUUCUGUCUUCAGACCUGAACUGUUCAGUACCUCUGAGACUCACUUAGACAACUGCAUUCAUAGGUUCCAUGGAGAAACCCUAACGGUAUUCCAGUUCUCACCUCAACCAGCCCCUCUGUGGAGGCACAACCUCGGGUGCCCUCCCUGUAUCUGGAGGAAUGUGCAGCAGCUUCUGCAGUGGGCCUGCUUUCCUCCCAGGAUUCCUUUCGGGGUUUGGACAUUAACUCCUGAGAGGACCUUGAGACAUAGAAAAGGAAGCAAAUGGCAGGCAGGAAGGAAAGCUAUUUUGUUUUUUGUUUGUUGGUAUAUGUAAAUAAAAACACAUAUCCCGUCAUUGGUAGAGGUUUUGCUUUGGUUGAUAAUAGGGAUUCCAGUGCACUUUAAUAAUUCAGGUUUUCUCUGGAAUUAAGUAGCAUUUAAAGAUCAGUACAGUAAAGGUUUAGGCAAGUAUGCUACUUCAAUUAUAUUCUUUUUUCUGAUUCUCUAGAAAAUUAAAUUAUCAUAGAUGAAGUAUUGGAGUCCAUUGUAGGUCAUUAAAAAAUUCAUCCUAUUUAUAGAUUGAAUCUAACAUUUCUAUCACUUUAUCAAUUGUAGCUAUAUUCUUCCCACCUAAAUUACUAUGUUCAAAGUUUUAAAAAUUGAAUGAAAAUCUUUUUUAAGACAUUUACUGAAAACACUUCGCUACAUUUAUCAUCCUAUAUUAUACAUACAAUUCUAAUAAGACGUUGUUUGCUUCAAUCGUCUCUCUUUUCCUGCCAAGUUUUAACCAAUGCUAUUGAUUUAACUUAAUCACACCCAUCUAGACAUGUAUAAUAGAAAAAGGAAAUUAUACCUGUUACUACAUUCUGUGCCAGGUACUAAACUAAACCCUGAUUGGUAACACUGUUUCUAAAUGCCUCACAACUCUGAAGUCUAAGUAUUGUUAAAAAGACACUAAAGAAAAGAGAAUAAAUUGUUCUACUAAGAUUACAUAGGUGGUAAUAAUAGAAUCAGGAUUUAAACUCAGGACUUCAGGUGCCACCACCAAUAUUUCCUUACUGGCAGUGGUUCUCAAAGUGAGGUCUCUGGACAAAAACAUCAGCAUUACCUGGAAACUUGUUAGGAAAGCAAAUUCUUGGGCUCUACCCUAGACCUACUGAAUCAGAAACUGAGUAGGGCACCCAGCAAUCGGUUUUAAUACUCCCUCCAGGUGACUGAUGCACAUUAAAGUUUGAGAAUCACUGCUCUAUGCCAAUAGUCACCUUUUUCUCAGGUUAGAAUCACCCAGAGAGCUGAUAAAAAUUCUGAUGCCCAGGCUGCAUCUAGAUCAAUUAAGCAGAAUCUCUAGGGGUGGGAAUAGGGCAGCAGUAAAACGGAGUUCAUCAUGUAAUUCCAGUGUGCGGUGUCAGAAAAAAAAACCAGCUCUGGCAUUUAAACCUAGACACUACUUAAAUUAUUGAAUUACAUACAGGCAUUGCUCCAGCCGAAGAUGAGAAUUUCACUUGGGCCCUUUUGGAGCCCAGCUCUCCAUUAGCUUCUGCCUCACGUAUAGAUGUGGAAUAAGAAGUGGAGCAGUAUUUGGCUUCUGAUUUGCUAAGGACUGACCAAACUCCAGCAAAAUGUAUUAGUGAGCGUGUCAGUGUGUGCAUCUAUUAAGUUAAAACCAAAUCAUAGAACAUUGGAGCUAAAAGAUUCUAGGAAGAAUCUGUCUUAAAGAUGAGAAAAUCAAGGUUCAGAGAUGUGAACUAACUUAACCCAGAUCAAAGACUUAGUCUGUGGCAGAGGUGCCCUUUCUGUCUCAUAUAUAUGUCUUGAAUAUAUCCACUAUAUGAACAUAGACAAAACUAUCCUUUUUAUCUCAGUCCACUUCCAUCUUCUUUCUUUGGGCCUUAAAUAAAGAUCAGGAGAACUGAUUGACAGCUGAAGAGUAUUGCAAGCAUCAUGCAGAAUUGGGAGAUUACACAAGAGUAAUCUGAGAAAGACCUUGUAUCAAAUUCAAUCAGAUGAGCUCUUCCGAGACUAAUUCCAAUAGUUCAAAACUAGAAAAGCAUUUCUUUUUUACAUUGGACAUUGUUUUUUUUGUGUAGAUAAGCAAUUUUUAAAAUAUUUUUUAAAAUGAAAACAUAGGUUCUCAACUGUGUGGGGGAGUAGAGUUCAUGUAAUUUCAUGUGAAGCCAAUAAAGGUUUUAUUCUAAUCUAUUUUAGUUGAAAUUUAUCUUUGGACAGAUGAGAGUUUUUUUCUUCAUUCAACAAAUGAGUGCCUACUAUGUGCCAGGUGCUGAAAAUACAAAUAUAAAUUAAAUAUGGUCACUCUAAGCUGAAAUAGCUCAUCAUCUGAAAGUGAGGGAGUAUUUGUUGGUGAUCUUGAUGUUAACGUAUUUUUCUUAUAUCACCUAGAAAUAGUAGAUGGAGUUGUGAAGCUCUUUACCUCUCAUUUAUAAUAGGUUUACAGUUGGUUGCUAUCCUGGGGUAAGCCCCUUUUGCUGUUUCUCUUUUUAUCUGCAAAUCCUUUUGAGACAAGCACUCACAUCCAAAAGGGCAAGUGCUAUCAAAAGGAAGACAGUAUUUUAAGGAAUUCUGUUCUGAUCAGAACCAAGUUCUUAACAGCCAUAGUCUCUUGCCUGAUGUUGAUAUUUAUAGAGAGACUCCAAAGCACUUGAUCUGCUUGCCUGAUAUACUUGAUACUGUAAUAACCUGUAUGAUAAGAAAGCAUUGUUGUGUCUAAAGAAUCAAAUUACAGCAACCACUAGGUCUUGUUUCUAAAUGUUUUCCUUACUGUUCAUAUUCUCUUUUUGCAGGGGAAAAGGGGAAAGGGAGAGAGCUGAAAUGUGGUUUCAAAUGCAAGUCAAUCAUUAACAGAGUCAUUUACAAGAGAACUUUGUGUUUACUGUAAUCAUUAAAUUGCUUGACCAGUCACAGGAAAAUGGGUGAUCCUUCUUCCUACUUUGCAGAUUUACAAAUGGAAUCACAAAAUCGAAUCCCAUUUUAAUUCUGUAUCGGCAGUGCUGAUUUGAAUAUGAGUUUCUUAUUACUGUUUUUGAC